Messenger RNA from Drosophila eugracilis, 905 nucleotides. RefSeq lists its product as uncharacterized. The transcript is spliced from 3 exons. NCBI's taxonomy places the organism in Eukaryota, Metazoa, Arthropoda, Insecta, Diptera, Drosophilidae. The record is from RefSeq and is a predicted model, not a curated record. Bases 188 to 793 code for a protein of 201 amino acids.
CGUAAACAAGCCUAGGCACUGACAUUUUUGAAUGUGCAUCUGUGUGGGUGCUUUGUCUGAAUUUAUCUAGAUAUUUUUUACACCAAAUAAAAGAUACAAUCUGCAUAUCAAAGCGUUGAUUAUAUACAAAAAUCAUAUAAAAGAGCCAUCAACUAGAUCGACUAACCAUUCGGAAAAAAGUUAUAAAAUGAAUCUCAGGCUUCUGUUGCCAUGGCAGGCAAUAAUACUGCUAGGAGUUGUGGAACAUUCGCUUGGAUAUAUGUACGAGUAUGUUAUGGAUGAUGAAUCGGUGUUCAUUGACUGUUUGGAUAAUCCCGAAGGAUAUCCGGGCAUGGGUGGACUGUUCGAUCUUUCGAAUAUGACCUUGGAAAUGGGUCCCGAUGGGAUACACGUCAGUGGCAAUACAACCAGUAAUUGGGAUAUAGAGCCAACGGAUCGAAUCGAGGCCCGCCUUGCCAUCGUACAUUUGCAGCGCGGUAUUUGGCAACCGACCAUAUAUAAUAUGAUGUCCAGCGAUUUUUGUAAAUGUUAUGUCGACCCGCAACAAUAUUGGUAUGAGCUUUUUCCUAAGCAUGUAAUCAAUCAAGAAGAAGCCCGAGAAAAAUGUUUCAAUUAUAAAGGAACUGUAUAUUAUUUGAGGCCAUAUGUCCUGAAAAUGAAAGUUUCUGUGCCCAUGCUGUUGCCUAAUGGACAAUAUCGGAUGAUAUUUAACUUGUUUGCGUUUGAUGUCAAUAAUGUUAGGCGGCCAAAUGGCAUUUGUUUCGAGAUGAAAGGUGAAUUUUUUAAGAUUUAAAAGUUAAGAAGCAGAAAAACUGGUUUUAAAAGCUAAAAUAUGAAACAAAAAUUGUAUCUUAAAAAUAUAAUGCUGUUAUCCUUUUAACGGAUGCUACAGCUACAGCACCUCA